AUGUCACAGCAAGAGAGGUUUAUCCAUGUAUCAGUGGUAGGAGCCGCUGGUGCCGUUGGAUCACCCUUGUGUAUGUUACUAAAACAGAUGCCACUGAUAAGCAAAAUUACAUUUUUUGAUAAAGCACCAUCCACUUUAGGAGUUGCUAAAGAUUGCUCUCACAUUCAAUCCAAAGCUAAGGUCAAAGCUUUCAAAAAAUCAAAGAACCUCGGCAAAGCAGUUAGGGGUGCUGAUAUUAUUGUUUUAUGUCAAUGUUGCUGCGGCCUGAACCAACCAUCAACCAAUAAAGAAUUAUUUGAAAGGAACAGCGCAACCAUGGUAAAGAUUGCAAAUUGCAUUGCGAAUAUAUCACCAAGUGCUAUUUUGCUGGUCGUAACAAAUCCUGUGAAUUCAAUGGUUCCUUUGAUUUCGGAAGUGUUUAAAGAGCGAUGUGUUUACAAUCCUCGGAAAAUUAUCGGGAUGACUGUUGUGAAUACUGUGAGGGCAAACCGUUUCGUGGCUGCGGCACUAAAAUGCAAUCCGCUUGUUGUAAAUGUUCCAGUUUUGGGAGGUCAAUCCUGCGACACCACUGUCCCUAUUUUUUCACGAGCCAGACCUAAAACGAAGAAAUUGCCUAAAAAAAAGAUCGAAAAACUUACCACAAAAGUCAAAGAGAGUGGCAUUACGAUGCAAAAAUUGCGAAGCUGUGAAAGCGGAUCGAGUCGAUACUCUUUGGCAAUGUCUUACGCCGCCGCAAGAUUCAUCAACAGCCUCUGCUUGGCAAAAAGUGGCCAAAACGAUGUAAUCGAACCCUGUUAUGUCCGCAGCAAUGUUUGUAAAGGAAUCAAAUACUUUUCUUCACCCUGUAAACUUGGACCAAAAGGGGUGAAAAAAAUUUGUGAGAUUCCCGACAUGAAUGUAGAUGAACGAUGCCAACUCGACACAGCUAUACAAAUACUCAAAAAAGACAUUGAAUUAGGAACGUGUUUCAUAAAAAAUAAAACUGAUAAACAAAAGACAAAUGUAUAAUAUUUUCUUGAUUUUAUUCGAUACUUGAUGUUAAAAGUGAACCACAUUGUAUACAUUAUCGCACAUUAAUUAAAUUGUUAAUUGUAGAAAUAAAUAUUUUUGAU
Molecule: messenger RNA, 1112 nt
Organism: Ctenocephalides felis (cat flea)
Lineage: Eukaryota; Metazoa; Arthropoda; Insecta; Siphonaptera; Pulicidae
Product: probable malate dehydrogenase, mitochondrial
Exons: 5
Coding region: 1-1008 (335 amino acids)
Biological process (GO): tricarboxylic acid cycle; carboxylic acid metabolic process
Cellular component (GO): mitochondrion; cytoplasm
Molecular function (GO): L-malate dehydrogenase (NAD+) activity
Source: RefSeq, a predicted model, not a curated record